This is a messenger RNA of Tetrahymena thermophila SB210, 1638 nucleotides long. RefSeq lists its product as hypothetical. The transcript is spliced from 2 exons. NCBI's taxonomy places the organism in Eukaryota, Ciliophora, Oligohymenophorea, Hymenostomatida, Tetrahymenidae. The record is from RefSeq and is a predicted model, not a curated record.
AUGAGCAGAGAAGACACUAUCGGUCUCAGCUUCUAGCAAGUGUAUGAUGCUUUUUAGAACGAUUUUCAUAGGACUCCUUAAAAGAAAAUAGUGGCAUUGAAGAACAGAAACACUCACCUUAAAUCCACUGUAGAGAGCAACAACAAUUCUCACACGUUUUCUAAUUCUAACUCAAAUUACUCCAAUUACAAAAGUUUAGACGAAGAAGAUCAAUUCAUCUGUGAUGAAUAAGAGCUUUCAUUGCAAUAAAACUAAUAGUUUUAAGUUAAGACUUCUUCUUGUAGCAACAACUUAGUAAAUAACACUGCUGUCUUCAGCUAUAAUUAAAGUCAUUUGAACAAAGAAAAGAUGUCUCCUUAUGACAUAGAAUUCGAUGUACUCGGUAACUCUUUGUAUGAAACUCUCUAGGAUUGUUUCACAAAGACAAGCACUUCCUCCAAACUUCAGUAAUAUGGUCUUUAAGGAAAUAUUACUAGCCAAUUCCCUUGUGCAGUACCUAUAGCAGCUAGGUUUGGCUUUGAGAGUUCUCUUGACAAUAUUUACAUUACUGAAGAAAACUUCGGUGAAUCAAUGGAGGAUGAAGACAAAGAGAAUAGAGACCCUCUAGAAAAUCCAGUAAUGGCUCAUUAAUAAUUCGAAGUUCUAGAGAUGAAUAACAAUUUUGUGAGCAGGUAAUUGUCAGAAGAAGAUUAAUUAAAGAGCGAGAUCCAAGAAGAGAAUGACAAUGAAGGUGAAAGUUAGCAUGCUGAUUUAAAAAACAAGUGCCAACAAAAAGAAGAAGUUUCACCAUUCCACUAUCAAAAAGCUUUCUCUUAAAAGGAAGCUGAUGUGAAUGAAGAUGCAUUUGAUAUUGAAGAAAAUGAUUAAAUUCACUAAUGCUUCAAUCAAAAGAGUGCUCAUAAUAAUAAAAGAUAAAAUGUAUUUGAGUAAAACUUGAUGACACCCUCAAACGAAAACCACCACAAACAAUCUCUUGAAUGUCUGUAAAUGGAUUAAGACGAAGUAUUUUACUCUCAAAAAAAUACAGAAUUCGAUUUUAAUCUAGCUUCUUAAAUUUCAUCAAACGAAAGCAAAGAAAAAUCCAUUAUUUAUAGACAACAUAACACAAAAGAAGUAGGAACUUAAAAUAAUUAAUCAGAAUAAAGCGAACAUGUUGUAAAAUUCAAAAACUAGCUCGAAACAAUUGUUGAUUUUGAGCCAAACACAACACAGUAUUCUGAUUCCACAAACGGAUUUUAAAACCUUUCAAAUUUAUACGAAAAUAAUAACGAUGAAGGCAAUAAAAAUGUUAAUUUUAACAGCAUUAAUAAUAUUAAUAAUUCUAUAAACUCAAACAACAACAGUAUCUAUUAAUAAACUCUGCUAUAGAGCGCAUCAUAGACCAAUCAUACUUUUAGGAAUCAAUAAGUCUAGCAAUCUUCUACAAAUAGAACUCCUCUGAGAGAUAUAACUUCUUCUUCUAUUUCCUCUUCCAAGAAAAACUAUUAAGGAAUCAAGAAAAUGCUUGAGUUCAGUUCUCCAAUGAUAAAUAACUGGGAUUUAAAGGUUUCUUAGAAAUAAAAGAAUCUGUCAUCAAAAUAAAAGAACUCAGGUUCUUCUAAAAAAAGCAAAUGCACUCCUGCAAUCUUCUGUAGAUGA